Messenger RNA from Capsicum annuum, 3248 nucleotides. RefSeq names its product putative disease resistance protein At1g50180. NCBI's taxonomy places the organism in Eukaryota, Viridiplantae, Streptophyta, Magnoliopsida, Solanales, Solanaceae. The transcript has 3 exons. The record is from RefSeq and is a predicted model, not a curated record. Gene Ontology annotation, biological process: defense response to other organism. The coding region runs from base 389 to 2272 and encodes 627 amino acids. Gene Ontology annotation, molecular function: ADP binding.
UAAUUUUUUUAGAAUGCCUUAGAGGCUACUCGAUUAAUUUAAUGAGAUAACUGUUACAUCUCACUAGCAAUAUAUAUCAGAUACCAGUUAACUAUCCACUAAGGCUAUGUGUGACAAUAACUAUUCAUCAAGUCAAGGGCAGAUGGAAAUAAAUCACUAAUAGAUUUGAACUUGAAACUUCAUGAAUAUCUACUUAGUCCAUUGACCACUAGACCACGCCCUCAACGAUUAGAUUCUAUGAUUUCUAACAUUCUCUUUCCAUUUUCUGUUUGAUAAGAGAAACAGUUGAAAAGAGAACAGCAACAAAGUGCAGAAGCAGUUUCGGAUUUUGCAGGCUUUUUUUGUAUUUGAUCGACAGUAGCUUAUAACUGUUUCUUUCCCAAGUCAGAUGGCUUAUGCUGCUGUGAUUUCUCUCAAACGAACGUUGGAGCAACUCGUGCAGAGAAAACCACAUUGGAUAAAAGACGAAACAAGAAAAAUGGUGGACUUUAUCCUUGAUAGUCUUGAAUAUUUUCAUUACUUUCUUGAAUGCACUAGCAAGAGAAGGCAUCGCUGCGGAAAGGUUGAAGAGUUGGAGAGAGAGAUUAGAACUGCAGUUGAUGAAGCAGAGGAUGUGAUAGAACUACAGAUUUAUAAGAUGAAAGAACCGGUAAAAAGAAAGGCAACAAAGCUAUUGUGCCAAACCUUGUCUGAACUUGUAGAGAAGAUUGAUACUGUGAAGAGGAACGUCGCGAUGGGAAAUGAUUCUGAUACAAAUAAAGUUGAAGGCAAUGAGGAUCUGCGAGCGGAUGAUUCCUUGCCUUUUCAUCCAUCAAGAUAUGUUGGGAAACUGAUUCCAGAAAGUAUUAUUGUGGAUCUUGAAGAUGACCUCACGAAGAUCAUUAGAAGACUUAAAGGGCCAACAUCUACUCGAGAAGUUAUCCCCAUUUUGGGGAUGGGAGGGAUAGGCAAAACGACUCUUGCUAGAAAGGCAUAUGAUGAUCCUGAAAUUAGACAUCGUUUUGACAUCCGUGUUUGGGUGACAGUAUCUCAAGAAUAUCAAACUAGAGAUAUGUUGUUGGAUGUUCUUUGUUGUAUUUCUCAGCUAACACGUGAGAUUGAGAAAGAGAGUGAUGACCGGUUGAUGGACAUGAUACGCAAAAAGUUAAUGAAUAAAAGGUAUCUUGUAGUCAUGGAUGAUAUUUGGAGUAGCGAUGCCUGGGAUCUUAUGACAAGAACUUUUCCAGAAAACAACAACGGGAGUCGAAUAAUUUUGACUAGUAGGCUUAAAGAUAUGUCUACACAUGCUGACCCUGACAGCAUUCCUCAUGAGAUAAGCCUCUUGAAUUUAGACGAAAGUUGGAAGUUACUUCACGAUAAUCUGUUUGGGUUACAACAAGUAUGCCCUCCUGAACUAGAGUAUAUUGGGAAGCAAGUAUCACAAAAAUGUGGAGGACUACCUUUAGCUCUUUUAGUGGUUGCGGGGCAUCUCUCCAAAAUUGCUAGAACAACGGAGAGUUGGAAAGAUGUUGCCAAAAGUGUGAAUGAAGUUGUUACUAAUGAAUCAGAUAUAUGUCUAGGAGUGCUUGCUAUGAGUUACGGUUACUUACCUAAUCGCCUUAGACCGGAAGAUAAAGAGGUUGACAUUAAGAGAUUGAUAAACUUAUGGGAUUCAGAAGGUUUUAUAUCGGAAGAAGUGGGAAGGAAAUGUUUUGAGGAGCUUGUUAGCAGGAAUCUGAUAAUGGUUAGAAAGAGGCGAUCAAAUGGCGAGGCAAAAACAUGUUCUGACCAUGAUCUGGUUCGCGAGUUGAUCUUAAGAGAAGCUAAGAAAGAGAGGUUCUUGCAGGUUUCUAGAUAUCCUUCAGCAAAUAAGGUCCGCGUUCAUCUGCUUAAUUAUUAUGGUAAUUCUAUGAAAGAGAAGUUCAUGAAGUUUAGUAGAACAAAGAAUGCUACCAAUCCUUCAGCAAAGAAGCUUCAUGUUCAUCGCCACAGUUGCCAUUCAUAUUUUUAUGACCUUGAUUGUGUGGAGUCACCAUACAUGCGAACUAUGCACUUCUUCCAUGGAUUCAGUCGAGUUUCUGAUUUGCAGAGCUUCAAGCUGCUAAGGGUGUUGGCUAUAUUUCAUUUUUCAUUUCAGAAGUUUCCAAUUGAGAUAACAAAAUUAGUACAUCUCAGAUACCUGCAAUUCAACUGUCAUUCUCCGAACUUUAUAAUCUACAAACCUUCAUUUUUUGUCACCGAAGGUACCUUCAUGAUAAACCUCAAACUAUACCUGCGACAAUUUGGCGAAUGAAACAUUUAAGGCUUCUUCAUGUGACCGGAGAUGAUCUCCACCCGAGCUACUUUUCUUUCCCUAUUCCGUCAAGAGAAGUAAUUAUAUCUGGUUUCAAGCUAGAACAUCUUGAGGCACUUUCAUGUAUAUGUCUAUCUAGCUGUACUUCCGAAUUGUUUUCUGCUAUUCCGAAUCUUAAGAAGCUGAAAAUCCAUGAGGAAGAUUUGACAAUAUACGAGGGAGAGAAGAUGUCUCAGCGCCUAAAUAGCCUUUCCUGUUUGAAACAACUCGAUACAUUGAAAUUCAGGUGCAAACGAAUAUACAUUCCCCGCAUCCCAAGUAAGUACAUUUGGCCUACAUCUCUGAAGAGGUUGACUUUACAAUAUACCUAUUUACCGUGGGAAGACAUGGAAAAUAUCAGAAUGUUGCCAAACCUCGAAGUUCUUAAAAUUAAAGAGAAUGGAUUUGAUGGUGAUGUAUGGAGAUUAAACGAUGAAGAGAAUUUCAAUCAACUAAAGUUCCUUCAUAUGGAGAGCAUAGUUCUGAAGCACUGGGAAGUUUGUAGUGUUAACUUUCCAAAUCUGGAAGGCUUAGUUCUGAAAAGAUGCUACCGUCUAGAGGAAGUCCCUAAAGACUUCGGGGAAAUUUAUACGUUAGAGUCAAUAGAGUUGCAUGAGUGCAGUAUUUCUGCUGCAAAUUCAAGAAGAGCAAGAGAGCAUGGGGAAUGACUGCCUUAGUGUCAUCAUUGAUAAUUGUCGGUUUUGAUGUUAAGUUCAAGAAGAUGGUCAUGCUAGUUAAGAGAAAAUGAUGUGCCAAGGUAGAUAGGUAAAGAGAAUUAUGUGUAUAUACUGUGUGUCUAAUACCCUUGAUUUCGUCGUAUGUUUACUUUUUCAUAUUUGGGUAAAGUUCUUAGUUAUGCCAUUGCCUGUAAACUCUGAAGAUGGAGGGAGAUCAGUUGUAACUUGUUCAUGAGCAAAUGAAAGUUUCUUUUCUGUUA